Molecule: messenger RNA, 1040 nt
Organism: Clunio marinus
Lineage: Eukaryota; Metazoa; Arthropoda; Insecta; Diptera; Chironomidae
Source: the annotation of a GenBank genome assembly
UUAUUUUACCUCACAGGCAUCUUACGAAUCAAAGAUAUCCCUGAUCGUCAAAAAAAAUCGGGAGUAAUUUUAGUAAAUACAUCUCGUAUUAUUGUCGAAAUCUAACAUUUAUGAGUUAUCGAAAAAGAAACUUGAAAAAAAGUUUAUUUAUCCAUCGCUAUAAGUAGAUUUUUGAGGAACUAAAUUUUUGUUAAAUAUUUAAGAACAUCAAAGUAGAGUGAUGGAUUGUUCAGUUUGCUUUAAUAAAAUGAAUCAAAUUAAUAUAGCGAUAUUUACGACUCGUUGUGGUCAUUUGUUUCAUGAAAAGUGUUUAAGAGAUUGGUUCGCAAGAAACAAAAGUUGUCCUCAGUGCCGAAAAUUUUCUGAUGAAAGUGAAAUACUUCAAGUAUAUUUAGGCUGUGAAAAUUCAGAUUUCAACGAAAAACUAGUACUGACUAGGAUAUCGGAUGUAAAGAUUUCUUUAGAAAAUCAAGCCAAGAAACAAGAGGAGGCACAACAUAAUACAAAUGAGGCAUUAAUUAGAAUCAAACGUGAUUUUGAUAUUCAGAAUGAAAUACUUUUAAAGAAGAUCGAUUCUCUUGCUCAGGCUGUUAAACUCCACCAAAGUAUUUGCUCCAGUAAAACAGAAUCAUCUGAUUCAAUUACAAAAGAGCAGAUAAAAUCAAAGGAUUUGGCCAUAGAUAAGUUAAAAAAAGAAGUAAAUAUUCUAAAAUCACAAAACCCAGACAAAACUCAAGAAAAUCCAAAACAAACCCUGAUUCCACGGACAUCACAUGUAAAUAUUCAUCAGAACGAUGAAAAUUUCAAAGCUAAAGAAACAAACAAACAUAAGUUUCAACCUUUAACAUUGAAGUUUGAUGAUAUCAGCAAUAGUGUUAUAAUUGAAUAAUGAGUAAUACAUUCAUCAGCGAACCCGAUUUGAAGUUAAAAAGAUAAUAUUAUUUCUUUUCUUUUUUGUAAAUGUAUGAUUUUGUGUAUGAACAUUUUCAUCAUAUUAGACAUGAAUGAUAUAUGUAUAAGAAAUAAAAAAAAAGAAAAUA